Molecule: messenger RNA, 1935 nt
Organism: Gadus morhua (Atlantic cod)
Lineage: Eukaryota; Metazoa; Chordata; Actinopteri; Gadiformes; Gadidae
Gene: manea
Product: mannosidase, endo-alpha
Exons: 5
Coding region: 451-1776 (441 amino acids)
Cellular component (GO): Golgi membrane
Molecular function (GO): alpha-mannosidase activity
Source: RefSeq, a predicted model, not a curated record
ACAGUGGACGUCGUUGACUGUUCGCUGUACACAUGACCAAAUCUCUAUGUUAUACGGAUAGGCUAUAAACUGCUUUUGACGAGUUGUUCAUUCGUACACAAACCUCUUGGAGAUCAGUAUUCAAUCGCAGAUACCAGAAGUGAACGUUGCCCCCAGUCUGCUGCAUCAUAUAAGAAUAAUUUAUGAGUUCUUGCGUAUAGUAUUAAGAUAAAGCAUAUGGAGGACACGGUAUUCAUGUGGCGAAAACAUGCGCCAUCCUAUCCUGAUUCUUCGUCGUAUUCAAAAUCCAUGCAAACCAUGUCCCAAUGCUGAUGUUAAACAAGUCUAAAGUCAAUCGUUGAACACGUCAUCCCAGGUCCCGGCUCGGACAACAUCCCGUUGGGGAGGUUCUGGCUCCCCCAGCUGAUCCGUCUCAGGGAUGGAGAGUGUAUAGCUCCAAGCAAGUGAAGUAUGGCAAGGUUGAGGCGCAGAACUUGUAUCCUAUCCCUAGGGCUGUUAUUGCUAGUUGUCAUUGUAACAUUGGUUUUAAAGACCCAUGCACCAACAGAAAAUCCAUUUGAUCUGCCCGGUGCUCAUGAACUAUUCCCACACAUCGACGGAGUUGAAAACAAGGCUGACUUGAAAUCCGUGCAGAAAAAAAAGGAUGACCCCCUAAAGGUGGAAAGGGAUGCUCAACUGGAAGCAAUACUGAAGAAGUUUUCUCCCCCCAACUACAACCUCCAUGCCUUCUACUACAUAUGGUACGGAAACCCAAAGUUCGAUGGCAAAUACAUCCACUGGGACCACCCUCAGAUGCCCCACUGGGAUUCCAAAGUGGCGCAGGCAUAUCCCCAAGGGAGGCACUCCCCACCAGAAGACAUCGGGGCCAACUUCUACCCAGCUUUGGGGGCGUACAGUUCUCGGGACCCUUCGGUUCUAGAGGCCCACAUGCAGCAACUACGGACCGCAGCAAUUGGUGUUAUUGCUGUGUCAUGGUACCCACCUGGAAUGAAAGAUGACAAUGGGGAGCCUAUAGACGAUAUAGUAGCUAUGCUGAUGGACGCGGCACAUAAAUACCAUGUUAAGGUUGCAUUCCACAUAGAGCCAUACAGAGACAGAGACGAGGCAUCAAUGCUUAAGAACAUCAAGUACAUCAUCGACGUAUACGGAGGCCACCCCGCCUUCUUCAGACACACGACGACCAGUGGCAAGGUGCUGCCGCUGUUCUACGUGUACGAUUCGUACCUGCUGAACUCGGAGCAGUGGGCCAAGCUGCUGAAGCACACGGAGAGCGGCAGCGUGCGUGACACGCCCUACGACGCCGUCUUCCUGGCCCUGAUGGUGGACGAGAAGCACAAGCGGGACAUCCUCACGGCCGGCUUCGACGGACUCUACACCUACUUCGCCACCAACGGCUUCUCGUACGGCUCCACCCACCGCAACUGGGAGUCCAUCGGGACCUUCUGCGAGGACAACAACCUGCUGUUUGUGCCCAGUGUGGGGCCCGGCUAUGUGGACACCAGCGUGCGGCCAUGGAACUUCCAGAACACGCGCAACCGCAUCAACGGGAAGUACUACGAGAACGCCCUGAGCGCAGCGCUGCAGGCUAAGCCGCAUUUCAUCUCCAUAACGUCGUUCAACGAGUGGCACGAGGGCACUCAAAUCGAGAUGGCCGUGCCCAGAGCCGGCCAGGCGCCGUACCUGGACUACCUGCCCAACCGGCCAGCCGUCUACCUGGAGAUAACGCGCAAAUGGGGCGCUAUAUUUGGGAGUGAGCGCCAGAGGUGGCAGGAUUAGUCCUGCACUCUGAACGUCCUGCAGUGAUUCAUUAAUGUUAAGGCUAAACAAAGAAAAAUGAAAAAUAAAUGUAAAUUAAAUUGUAAUAUAUAACUAGUGGGAACAGUUGUACAGAAAUAUCCAAAGGAUUUUGAUCGGUAAUAAAAAAAAAUACGUGAA